This is a messenger RNA of Camellia sinensis, 507 nucleotides long. NCBI's taxonomy places the organism in Eukaryota, Viridiplantae, Streptophyta, Magnoliopsida, Ericales, Theaceae. The record is from RefSeq and is a predicted model, not a curated record.
AUGGAACAUGGUACUAUUCUUCUUCUUCUCUAUGUGGAUGAUACAGUGGGUAUCUCUAGCCUCAAAUUGUUUCUUAGUUGCCAGUUUGAGAUGAAGGAUUUGGGUUUGUUUAGCUACUUCCUCGGCUUGGAAAUCUCUCAUGAUUCCUUUGGUUAUUUUCUCUCCUACGCCAAGAAUACCUCUAAUCUCUUGGCUUGUACUGGUCUCACCAAUUGCAAGAUUGAUUGCCUUUACUCCAUUACUCUUCCAGAUAUUGCUUAUGCUGUUCACAUUGUCAAUCAGUUCAUGGUUGUUCCUCGUUCACCACACUAUGAUGCUUUGUUACAUGCAUUUUCUGAUGCAGAUUGGGCAGGGGAUCCUACCGACCGCCGUUUUACUACAGGGUUCUGUGUCUUCUUGGGUGACUCUCUCAUUGUCUGGCGUAGCAAGAAACAAACUCCUAUUGCUCGUUCUAGUAUUGAGGCUGAGUAUCAUGCUCUUGCUGACACUACUCAGGAGCUUGUGUGA